This is a messenger RNA of Cercopithifilaria johnstoni, 1186 nucleotides long. The record is from the annotation of a GenBank genome assembly. NCBI's taxonomy places the organism in Eukaryota, Metazoa, Nematoda, Chromadorea, Rhabditida, Onchocercidae.
UCAUCAUUUUAAUCAAGCAGUGAAAUUAUUAAGUAAUAAUGAUGUUCGCGUAAAUUACACCGGAAAUGUUCGAUAUUAUUUGCCUUAUUCAACAGAAUCAUUAUGCAAAUUGGAUGUUAAAUUUUUUCCUUUCGAUAUUCAACAAUGUACGCUAUUAUUUGGUUCUUGGGCCCAUUCGAAUGAUUCCAUUAAAUAUGCCUUAUAUUCCAGUAAUCUUAGUUUGAUUGAUUUCUACGAUAAUCAAGAAUGGCAACUUGAUUCGAGUCAUAGUAAUAUCGCAUCGGAUAGUUUCCUCUAUGAUUAUUUGGAUCCACCAUUAUUUUGGGAAAUGAUUAUUAUGGAUCUCGUAUUAAUUCGACAAAGCUUUUACUAUGUUUUUAAUUUAGUUAUACCAAGUACAAUUAUAACAUUAGUAGCUGUUAUUGGAUUUCAUACACCAAGUACAAGUGGUAAAUUAAGGGAUGCAAAAUUUCGUCUUGGUAUAAUGACAUUAAUGAGUAUGAGUGUUAUAUUACUUGCAAUUGUUGAAGAUAUGCCAAAAUUUAGUAUGUCAAGUUCACGUAAAGGACGUGGUUCAUUUUCCGGUAUUCCAUUAAUUGGUUUAUAUUAUUUUAUUUUAUUGGCAAUAAUUGGUUCAUCAACAGUUACAACAUCAAUGUUUGUCUUUUUGGAAAAAGAUUUAAGAAGUAAUAAUCAUAUUCCAUGGUAUUUACAUUGGCUUUCAUUCGAUAUUAAUAUUGGACUUUUACGUUCCAUUCCUUCCAAUAAUAUCAAUAAACAACCCGCCAUACGUAAUGAUUCAGCAAGGCUAUCCUCAACUAUAACCAGGGAACGAUUUGCUAUUACACCCAAUUUCAUGGCAAAUUAUGAUGAUAUUGAACAGACAUGCAAUCAAUCGUGGCAAUAUUUGAUUGAUACGAUACGAAAUAUCGAAACAUCCGUCAAUGAAAUACGUGGAGAAAUGAUGAAUCUUGUGCCACAAGACAAUUUGCAAAGCAGAUGGCAACGAGUGAUUCGACGUCUUGAAAUUAUUUCACUAUCAUUUUAUGUUUUAUUGAUUGCUGUAACCGUAUUUCUUUUCUUUUAUCAUGACUGGUACUGCGCCAUUGGACAUAGUCCAUGCGGUCAAGCUAACCUCAAAUGCCCAUGGAUGAAAACUAAUCCAACACAACACACAUGUUUUUAA